CCCGCGCCCCCAGCCCUCGCGCCGAGACCCCGGCGUAUCCGCCGGCCAGCCAGCUUCGGCCCCCGCCCCCGAGAAGGCUUCGCACAUCCCUCCUGGCUCCUGCCUGCGCCCCAAUGAAGAAAACCAACAUGUGGUUCUUGGAGAGGUUUCGGGGAUCGGGGGAGAAUGGAGCUGCGGGGGGCGAGGGCGGGGACAAGGCCGCCAAGGGGCCCCUGUACAGCAACGUGCUCACACCGGACAAGAUCCCAGACUUCUUCAUACCCCCCAAGCUGCCCGCCGGCCCCGCUGAGCCCGAAGCGCAGGCCGAGCUGGGGCCCUCGACCUCGGAGCAGAACCUGGCCUCCGCCGCGCCCCGCCGCGCCCCCCGCAGCCCCCGGCUGUCCGCCAAGCUGGCCGCCGAGAGCAAGAGCCUACUGAAGGCGGCCACCCGGCACGUGAUUCAGAUCGAGAGCGCGGAGGACUGGCCGGCCGACGAGACUGCCACCAACGCCGACCCCCAGGCCCAGGGGGCCAUGUCGCUGCCCUCGGUGCCCAAGGCCCAGACGUCCUACGGCUUUGCCACGCUGGCCGAGAGCCCCCACACGCGGCGCAAGGAGUCCCUGUUCCACAGCGAACACGGGGCUCUGGCCCAGGUGGGCUCCCCAGGCACCCGGCGCCGUCGGGGGGGUGUCAAGGCCAACGGGGGGGACGGGGCACCCAGGGAGGCCGGCGGCACCCUCAUGAGCCCCGGCCGCUGCGUCAGCGGCGGGGAAAGCGACACGGGGUCCUCGGCCGAGUCCUCACCCUUCGGCUCCCCCCUGCUCUCGCGCUCCGUGUCGCUGCUCAAAGGCUUCGCCCAGGACAGCCAGGCCAAGGUGAGCCAGCUCAAGCACUCUGUGGGCCGCCAUGGCUCCCUGUCGGCUGACGACAGCACGCCGGACACUAGCCCCGGGGCCCGGCGCCGCCUGCCCCGCAGGGCCACCCCGGAGCCCGGCCCGGAGUCUGGUCCGGCGUCCCGCGCGGAGCACGCCGUGCGCAUGGGCCCUCGGGGCAGCGUGCGCCUGCUGGCCGAGUACGAGGCGGCCCAGGCCCGCCUGCGCGUGCGCCUGCUGGCGGCCGAGGGCCUAUACGACCGGCUGUGCGACGCCCGCAGCAUCAACUGCUGUGUGGGCCUGUGCCUCGUGCCGGGCAAGCUGCAGAAGCAGCGCAGCACCAUCGUCAAGAACAGCCGCCACCCAGUGUUCAACGAGGACUUCUUCUUCGACGGCCUGGGUCCGGCCAGCGUGCGGAAGCUGGCUCUCAGGAUCAAGGUGGUGAACAAGGGCAGCAGCCUCAAGCGGGACACGCUGCUCGGGGAAAAGGAGCUGCCCCUGACCUCCCUGCUGCCCUUCUUGUAGAGGACCCCCCCCCACCCCCGCCUCCCUUGGGCCGCGGAGACCCCGCCCCCUCCUGGGUCCUGCAGGGGAUGCCACGGCCACGCCCCCUCCUGGGUCCUGCAGGGGGCCCCGCCCCCUCCCGGACCCUGCAAGUGAGCCCUGAUGCUGCGGCCUCUUUUGGGGGUGUCCUGGGUCAUGCUCUUUUCCAGGGGUUACUUUUAAUACAGGAGGAGAGAGAGGGCUGCUGGGGAAAAGAAAGGGCCAGCUUGCUGGGCUGAGUCCCUCGAUACCCCAAGUUUCAUGCUCCCACCGCUGCUGGUUACUGCUUCUGGAAUUCUGGAAUCUGGGCCGGGAGGUAGCAGAGGCUGACCACAGACCCAGAGACUGCGGGUCCUGAGGACCAGCCAGGUCUUCUCUGCGGCACGAGUGUCCUCCUGCCCCAGGCCCGACGGACGCCCCCUAGAGAGGGGUGCCAGGCAGUGCGGGGCCCCAUGGGGCUGUGGGAGGACCCCCUCCUGCCUUAGGCGGUCUCUGGGCAGCCCUCAGUCCUCCCAGGCUCUGGAGGUGAGAGCCGGUCAGAGGGAGGAGGGUGCCACCCCAUCUGAGAGCCACUUCCCGGCAAAGACUGGCAGCUGAGGAGGAAGUCCCAGAAGAGGAGAAUGAUGGCUCUGCCCCUCAAGUGUGACAGCCUUCCAUCACCUUCUCUUGUCUGGCGCUGCAGCCCUGCUGGGCGUCCAGAGCCUUCAACCUCUGAAAGGCUAGCUCAGAUCGUGCCCAGAGAGUAGCACCAGCUGGUUGUCCCUGCUCCUCCCUGUCUUCGACCCCUCCUGAGCAUGGUCCUCAGCAGCUGGACCCAGGAAGUGCUGUUCAGGGACAGACAGCUUCCACUUAUACUCCACAGGUGUACAUAGGUUCUGGCUAGGGUGGGUGGGACAAGGGGCGGCUGGGGAGAUCCUGCUUGUGGCUUUUCAUGCUGCUAACACAGCUGCAUGGGCUUAACUGUCCUGUCAGUGUGUGUGUCCUCAACUGAUUUUUGUGGCUCAGCCAAACAGAAACGACACAGUCUGAAGCAGGGCCUCCUGGGCUGCCUGCUGGGCGAGGAUGGACCAGACUGGUUUGUGGGGAUCCUGGGGUGCCCCUCCCAGUUCAGAAGUUGUCCCCCCAACACCACAGCUCUGGGUUUCUAAAUUACUCUGGGGGAGGGGUGAAGGAGCCGGGGCUGGAGGGGAAGCACACAUUCCCUUCUGCACACCUGGUGAGACAUACCCAUGCCCUUGAACCUGAGACUGAAGGCCCCUGGCGCUGGGGUCCCUAGCUGCACACCCUCUGGCCUCUGGCCUCUGCCUGCCCUCAGGCUUUCUGAUCCUGGGGACCACCCAGGCCAGGCCUGUGGGCAGAGAAGGUGGACAGAAAGCCCCGCAUGGACUUAGAUGCUCAGACUUGCCGCCCCCUUCUCUGACCCCAACUGCUCCCACCCCCUGCUUUAUCCCUGGGGACCCUCAUUUUCUUGGCCCCCACACUGUUUGAUAUCUCUGUGUUUGAAGUUGACUGUGGGUACAUCUUGAAGACAUCCUCCCCCAAGUGUUUGUUGAUAAAUGCUGUUUUUAGUGCAAUAAAGGUGUUUUGGGGA
Capra hircus (goat) is the source of this 2985-nucleotide messenger RNA. It is a transcript of the gene C2CD4C, whose product is annotated as C2 calcium dependent domain containing 4C. The coding region runs from base 114 to 1376 and encodes 420 amino acids. The record is from RefSeq and is a predicted model, not a curated record. The transcript has 2 exons. Lineage: Eukaryota; Metazoa; Chordata; Mammalia; Artiodactyla; Bovidae.